Molecule: messenger RNA, 1461 nt
Organism: Pocillopora meandrina
Lineage: Eukaryota; Metazoa; Cnidaria; Anthozoa; Scleractinia; Pocilloporidae
Source: the annotation of a GenBank genome assembly
AUGGACGGGCCUAACGUGAAUUGGAAACUGCAUGAGCUAUUCCAGGAACUGAUCUCUGAGGUUGACGAAAACGCACCCAUCUUAGUUAACGUAGGCUCUUGUGGACUUCACAUUGUACACAAUGCUUUCAAAGCUGGAUCAAAGGCAUCUACUUGGAGCAUUCAGGAAGUUCUGUCUUCUCUUCAUUGGUUAUUUGUGGAUUCACCAGCACGAAGAGAGGAUUACACAGAAAUAACCAGCAGUGUUGUAUUUCCAAUUAAGUACUGCAAGCACAGAUGGCUGGAGAACCUGCCAGUUGUAGUACGGGCCCAGGAAAUAUGGAAAGAAGUCACUUUCUAUGUGACAACGGUGCAACGUAGCAGCAAAUAUAGUGUGCCAACUUCAAAGUCCUACAAGACGAUAAGAGAUUCAACCCAAGAUCCACUAAUGCCUCUCAAAUUUGCUGCUUUUGAGUCAGUGGCUAAACAGCUGCAACCAUUUCUGGUACAGUUCCAAAGCGACAGCCCUCUUCUACCAUUUGUGGCCAGCAGUCUAGAGAAGGUGAUUCGUGGUCUCAUGAAAAGGUUCGUCAAAGCUGAUGUACUCCAGGGUGCCAGCUCUGCAGUAAAGCUUCUGAAGAUUGACUUCAAGAAGAGGGAGAAUUGCCUUGACGUGGAGAAGUUGGAUGUUGGUUUUGUUGCUGCCACGAAGCUGAAAGAAUUGCAAGCAGCCAAGAAAAUCAGUGAUCGUCAGACAUAUGAAUUUAGGAAGGAAUUCCAGUCGUUCCUUACAGCUACAGUUGGAAAACUUAUUGAGAAGACCCCAAUUGCCUAUUCCCUUGCCAGGAACCUGUGCUGUUUGGAUCCGAUUCAUAUUGUGACAGAGAAAGAAGCAAGCUGUGCGAGGUUCAAGAUUGUCCUCAAGAAAUUGGUAGAAUGCAAGAGGGUUGAUAUUCAUGAUUGUGACAUUUUGUUGUCACAGUACAGUGAAUUUACGGAACGGGCUACACAGGUGCACAAGUCUGAGUUUGAAGACUUUGACUUUACAGAUCAGAGAUUGGAUGCAUUUCUCCAAAAACACAUUGGUCUUGUCGGUUCACUUUCCAAACUGUGGGACGUUGUGAAAUUCCUCUUGUGUCUCUCACAUGGGCAAGCAAGUGUAGAAAGGGGAUUUUCCGUUAACCGACAGCUAAUGAUUGAGAAUAUGAAGGAGACCACUUUCGUUGCCCAACGCACCAUUCAUGACCACAUAUUGAGUAUUGAUGGAUUUCAUAAAUUGGUCAUUUCGAACGAGUUCUUACCUCUGCUAAAGCAGGAAGACAGCGGUAUCACGCCCAUCUUGAAGAGCAGCGACAGCUUGCGAAAAAUGUUGCCAAAAGCCACAAACGAAAAUCUGUGGAUGAAGCAAAAGCUGAUUUCCAGAAGAAAAAGAAGAGACUUGAAACAGAGAUCACCACCUUACAGUUUGAUGCUGACAAAUUAG